AUGGCAACACCAGAAGCAAGCCAGGGCCCUCCUACCAUCUCAUCGAAACAGAAUGUCAAUGAUUCCAGCACCGCAAUGAGCAACGGCAAAUGUCUCCCAGAAAAGGAGCGCAAUGUCGUCCUCCUGUUUGGCUGCCAAUGGCUUACCUUUACCGCAAGCGACUUUCGCCAACUCCGAGCCACUGUCCUCGACGACCCUGAACAUCACUGGAUGCUUGACGUCCUAGGCGAACUGCCGGGCUACUACCGCGCUGCAGCGGAAGAUGCAUACCUCCCCUCGCUGAGGACGAUAGACGGAGAAAACGACCUUCGAGAGCUGGAACGAUGGUUCCGAUGCAAUGAUCUGUCGACAGCGAGGUUUCCUCUGUGUUAUACGCAACUUGCGCCGUUACUAAUGAUGACGCAUUUUGUGCAGUACGCACAGUGGAGGAAGGUGGACGAUGAGAGAAGCGCUGUAGUUGAGAUUGUGGGAUUUUGUAUCGGCCUUCUCAGUAGUGUUGUGGUCUCUGCGACAAGGACGGGCGAUUUGAAGAAGUAUGGUUCUGUCGCGAUGCGCUUAGCCAUGUUCCUGGGGGCACUGGGGGAUGUGCAGGAAGCCCAGGAGAAGCAUACUUCUCUGGCAAUCGCAUGGAAAGAGCCAGAGUUGAAGGGAGAGGUGGAUAUUUUGCUGCAUCAAUACCCGGGCUCGUAUAUAACUGUCCAGUAUGACGAGAAUCGCGCGACCAUCAUGACGCCUCGGCGGAGUGUAGCUGGCCUGCAACAGACUCUCCAGUCUGCUGGUUUCUCUGCAAACGCGGUCGAGUUUAAUGGCCGUUACCACUGGCCAGGCCACGAAGAGAUCCUUGCUCCGUUGUUUGCUCUCUGUAAUGACCAGCCCAGUCUCCAGCUCCCUGAUGCAUCGGAGCUUCUUCAUCCUCCCCGAGCAAACGCCACCGGAACGACGGUCUGUUCUGGCCCUCUUCAUCAAGUAGUGCUCCGCGCUGUCCUCAGUCAGCAGUGUCAGUGGCACAAAACGUUUUCCGCCGUGUACCAAGAUCACCUCACCACACCGAGCUCCAUAGUCAUUGAGUUCGGGCCAGAGCGAUGCAUUCCUCCCGCUCACUUCCGCCGUCUCUCCCAGCGGGUUGUCCACUUCGCUGAUACAGAGCUUCCCGCCACUAUAAGCCGCGACCAUGAGCUAGCAACACGGCGACCGGCUGAAACCGACAUCGCUAUAGUCGGGAUGGCUUGUCGCGUAGCAGGCGCUGACGAUCUACCAGAGUUCUGGGACCUCCUGUGCUCCGGUCAGUCGCAGCAUCGCGAAAUGCCUCGAGAACGAUAUGCAAAUUACGAGACACCUUGGCGGCCAGAGGCGAGUCAACGGGCCUGGUUUGGCAACUUCGUUCGCGAUAUCGAUGCAUUUGACCACAAGUUCUUUAAGAAAUCGCCGCGCGAGGCGAUGUCGCAAGAUCCUCAACAACGACUCCUCCUACAAGUUGCCUAUCAAUCGCUGGAGUCGGCCGGCUACUUCUCUCAUCCGCCUUCAGGUAAGGAUAUAGGGUGCUAUAUCGCCUCCUGUACCGUCGACUAUGAGCAUAACAUCAACUGCCACCCUGCGUCUGCGUAUGCAGCGACCGGACUUUUGCGGAGCUUUCUAGCCGGCAAGCUCUCGCAUCAUUUCGGGUGGCGUGGGCCUUCCGUUUGCGUUGAUACUGCAUGCUCUGGGUCCGCCGUCGCGUUGCAUCAUGCGUGUCGAGCAAUCUUGAGCGGCGACUGCACAGCGGCCCUGGUCGGUGGUGCAAAUAUUAUCACCAGUCCGCUAGCAUAUGACAAUCUCGCAGGGGCUUCAUUCCUUUCCCCUACGGGACCAUGUAAGCCAUUCGAUGCGAAAGCCGACGGCUAUUGUCGCGGUGAAGGUUUUGCAGCGAUCUUUAUCAAGAAGUUAUCGGACGCAAUCGCACACGGAGACCAGGUUCUUGCUACUAUUGCUGGCACAGCAGUGGAGCAGAAUAGCAACAAUACACCCAUUGUUGUACCGGAUAGAAGCUCGCUGGCGGGGCUUUUUGAGAAGGUAACGCAACGUGCACGUCUCCAUCCGAGAGACAUCAGUGUCGUCGAGGCUCAUGGCACCGGUACUCAAGCUGGAGAUCCAGCGGAAUAUCGAAGCGUGCGUGAUGUUCUCGGCGGACCGAGGCGAGCAGCGAAGCUUUCAUUGGGCUCGGUAAAAGGGCUCGUUGGGCAUACUGAAGGCGUAUCGGGGAUGAUAGCGCUGUGCAAGGUUGUCUUAAUGAUCCAGAACAGGCAGAUUCCUCCCCAACCAGGGUUCAACUUUCUAAACCCGCAUAUUGAGGCUAUGCUAGAUGACCACAUUGAGAUAGGCACCUGCAUGAGGCCUUGGGAGGUUGGAUUCCGUGCAGCGUUGAUCAACAACUACGGCGCUUGUGGGUCAAACGCGUCAAUGGUCAUUACGCAGGGUCCAUGUGAAAUCGGUGUCGCGAAAGGAGGUAUUCAUGCAGAGAACGUUGCCCUGCCAUUUCGACUGUGUGGCUUGGACAAAUCCUGUCUGCAGGCAUAUGCGGAUCGUCUGCGAGGCUUUCUCUCUCGUCUAGAAAGGAUGUCUUUGUCUGAUAUUGCGUUCAACAUCACGCGCAAAUCAAAUCCGGGCCUGGAGUACCACUGCACCUUCCAAGCGCAAUCGAAGUCGGAGCUAGAGGACAUCCUGGCCGGGUUGGCGAGAGGAAAUGAUAAGUAUCUGGUGCAAGUGAAGAAGCCUAAGCGACCGGUAAUACUAUGUUUUGGUGGGCAGGUGGGAAGAAGCGUUGGGGUCAACCGCACAGUUUAUGAUGCUUUUGCAUCGUUCAGACAUCAUCUUGAUUCCUGUGACAACAUUCUCAAAGCCACCGGACAGCCGAGAAUCUACCCCGGUAUAUUCUUGACCUCACCCAUCUGCGAUACAGUGCAGUUGCACGCUCAGCUAUUCGCACUGCAGUAUGCUUGUGCUCGCAGCUGGAUCGAUUCUGGGGUGGAAGUCACAGCGGUCAUCGGUCACAGCUUCGGCGAACUGACGGCGCUGUGUGUCUCCGGCGUGCUGUCUUUACCAGACGCAUUAGCUCUUAUUGUACGCCGGGCUGCCAUAAUCCGUGACAAUUGGGGUGCCGACCCUGGAGGUAUGCUUGCAGUAGAAGGAGAACAAUCCAGCUUGCGGAAAUAUCUCGAAAACUCCACUGCAAGUAUAGCCUGUUUUAACAGCCCUCGGAGUUUUACCGUCGCAGGGUCUACCUCAGCUGCUGAUGCCCUUCAAAGAGAAUUGGAAAAUGAUUCGACACUCAGGAUCAAACGUCUCGAUGUCACAAAUGCUUUCCAUUCCAGCUUAGUGGAUCCAUUGCUUCCUGCUCUGUCAUCUGUCAUGGACGGCUUGUCCGCGAAUUCGGCUAGUAUUCCAAUUGAACGUGCGACCGAAAAUCAACAAGAAGAGAGUCUGUCACCGACCAUGGUAGCGGACCAUCUUCGUCAGCCUGUUUAUUUCGGAAAUGCUGUUCAGCGUCUCGCUGCCCGUUAUGGUCCAUCUAUCUGGCUUGAGGCGGGCUCCAACUCCACGAUCACGUCUCAAGCACGAAGAGCGCUGGACUCGAACGUAGCAGGCAGCACUUUCCACUCAAUGAAUAUAACAUCCGCGUCAGCGUUAAGUAAUUUGACAGAUAUCACAAUAGCGCUUUGGGGAGAGGGUUUGCCUUGCACGUUUUGGGGAUACCGCGGUCGUCAAACGCGAGAAUACUCUCCGGUACUGAUGCCACCAUACCAAUUCGAAAAGUCGCGCCAUUGGAUGGAAAACAAAGCUCUGCCAUCACCACCUGAUCAGAAGCAAGCAAAGAGCAUAGCUGAAAAGAAAACUCCUUUAUUCUCCUUUGUCGGGUACGAAGACACUGCGAGGCAGGUGAGAAAGUACCUCAUCCAUACCGACCAUCCUGAACACAUCGCAGCUGUCUCCGGGCAUAUCGCCGCUAAAACUGCGCCAAUUGCGCCUGCAACUUUGCUGCUCGAAUAUGGCGUUGAGUUACUCAGGUCUCUUCCCGAAGGCCAAGGGAAAAUACCAAAAGUGUACGAUGUGGGCAGUGAUGCGCCACUACUACUGGAUCAAAGCCGCGAUGUGUGGAUUGAGCUCUCUUCCAAGAACAAUAAGGAAUCCUGGGGCUUGAGGUUCUUAAGCCUGGACCGCGGUAAUCCUUCCGGUCCUCAACUUCUUCAUUGUGCAGCACAUAUUUUGAUGCAUGCAGUCAACGAUAUGAGGUUGCAGGCCGAGUUCACGCGGUACGCAAGGCUCGUCAGUCAUGCUAGAUGCGCUGAGCUUCUCGCGGACGUAGAAGUUGACGAGAUUCUUCAAGGUCGAAAUGUGUAUCGUUUGUUCGCAGAGAUAGUGGAGUAUUCCCAGCAGUACCAAGGAGUGCAAAAACUAGUCGGGAAGGGGAACGAAAGCGCUGGACGAGUCGUAAAAUCCUACUCUGGAAAGACAUGGGUGGAUGCCUUUUUGUGCGACUCGUUCAGCCAGUGUGCUGGGUUUUGGGUGAACUGCAUGACGGACAGAAGCGAAGAUGAGAUCUACGUUGCCAGUGGAAUGGAGCAGUGGAUGCGGUCGCCGUUAUAUGCGGAUACAGCGGUCCCCAGGCCGGAUACUUGGCAUGUGUGGACGCGCCAUCAGCAGUCUGAGGGAUUGUUUACAAGCGAUGUUUUCGUAUUCACACCUGCUGGGGAUCUUGCAGAAGUCUUUCUCGGCUUGCGGUAUUCGCGGAUCGCGAAGAACCUGUUCAUCCGCCUCCUUUGGGGCUCGACGCCGCAAGCUGGGAGCAGCGAGGAACAGCCUAUUAAAAAUAAUGAAGGACUGACAAAGGACUUAGUCGGUCGCGUAAGAACCGUCGUUGCCGAUUUUUGUGCUGUCGAGCCCAGUGAAAUCCGGGACGAUAGCCAUCUUGCCGACGCUGGUGUUGACUCGUUGAUGGCGAUGGAGCUUGCCCGUGAGCUGGAAGCUGCUCUCAAUUGCACCUUGGCCGUGGAAGCUUUACUUGAGGCAGAAACAUUUCAAGAUCUUGUCCACGCAGUUCGGAGUGUCGUGGAGGAAACGACUGAUGACUUGAGCAUGUACAGUGGUAUCACAUGCAGCCAAAUUGACAAGGGCACCGAGCUCACAAACACUAUGGGCAUGCCUGAUACAACAGACUUGGAUCUACCAUUGGAAGAUGUGUUGCAUUCCUUUCGCGAGACAAAGAAACUGACCGACCAGUUCCUAGAGGAUAACAAUUGCAGUGGCCGGCUUCUAGAGUUCACGCCUCUCCUGGUCAACCUGUGCUUAGUGCUGACACUAGAAGCGUUCGAGGCGUUAGGGAGCAACGUCCGCGCUGCUCGUGCGGGCGACCGCCUCUCGCGUAUAAAGUUUGAUGCGCAGCACGAUCAGUUAGUUGAUUACUUAUACGACCGUCUAGUAGAAGCGAGAUUGGUAAAGCUAGACCGCUCAACGAUUGUUCGCACGGAGACCAACUGUCCGAUGGAUUCAAGUAACGUGCUGCUGAAAAAGAUCGAAUGCGGAUACCCGGAGUAUGCGGGCGCCUGUAAGCUCACUUUCUACACCGGCAGUAAACUAGCCGCAGUCCUUCGUGGGGAGCUGGACGGAUUGCAGCUUAUCUUUGGUAAUCCGGAAGGACAACGGCUAGUAUCAUGGGUGUAUGGCGAUGAGCCGCACAAUGUAGCAGGCUACAAAUUGAUGAGCGAGUUUAUCCGGCGAUUGGUCGACAAGUUUCCUCCUAUCGCAGCCACUAAAGAGACAACCCUGAAGAUUCUGGAAAUGGGGGCAGGUACAGGGGGUGGCACCAAGUGGUUGUUGCCUGUGCUGGCAGCGCUGCCAGUGCGAGUUGAAUAUACCUUUAGCGACAUAUCUCCGGCAUUUUUGGCUCAGGCACGUCGCAAGUUCCGUGAUUACCCGUUUGUCCGGUACUGUGUGCAUGAUAUCGAGAAACGGCCAUCCGAGGACCUUCAGGGAAGACACCAUAUCGUCAUCGCAAGCAAUGCGGUACAUGCGACUUCGAAUCUGCGGGUGUCUACUGGCAAUAUGCGCCAGGCCCUGCGAUCGAACGGUGUAUUAAUGAUGCUCGAAAUGACCAGGCCAGUCUUUGCGAUAGACCUGGUUUUCGGCUUAUUCCGUGGCUGGUGGGUUUUCAAUGACGGACGAACCCAUGCGAUCACAAGUGAGCGCCGGUGGAAAGACGACCUCCAGGCAGCGGGAUACGGACAUGUCGAUUGGACAGAUGGCGACUCCGAUGAGGUCGGCAUCCAGCGUGUGAUUUUGGCCACUGCGGGAGCACCCUUGCUCGGCGAUAUCUAG
Messenger RNA from Aspergillus mulundensis, 6348 nucleotides. RefSeq names its product putative Polyketide synthase (JCVI). Gene Ontology annotation, molecular function: phosphopantetheine binding; fatty acid synthase activity. NCBI's taxonomy places the organism in Eukaryota, Fungi, Ascomycota, Eurotiomycetes, Eurotiales, Aspergillaceae. The coding region runs from base 1 to 6348 and encodes 2115 amino acids. The record is from RefSeq and is a predicted model, not a curated record. The transcript has 2 exons. Gene Ontology annotation, biological process: fatty acid biosynthetic process; secondary metabolite biosynthetic process.